CCUGUCUGAUGAUGAACCAGGCACCGCAGGCAGAUGAUACUUUUGCACUCUUUGGAUGCCCUGAAACACCUGCUAGUAUCUGAUCACCACGAGUUUUGCUUUGCGCUGAUAACCAGAGCCGAGGCAUAAACCCUUCAUCUGGCAGCCAAUCCCACUAGAACUACACUUCCAUGGACCUCCUCGAAAACCCAGCGAGCGCUAUUAUACAACGUCUUUUGACUGCUUAUCACUGGCACAAAAUCACUAUCACAACAGCAGUCUUCUCAUUCUCUUGGACAUGGUGGGAGUAUGCGAUCACACUUGACGAUGAGAUUUCUCUCAUAUGGCAAUCCCGAUGGUCCUGGAUCAAGUUUCUAUUUCUCGUGAAUCGAUAUCUUGUACUUUUCUCACAGACAUUUGACGUCGUUGGGUAUCUUCUUCCAAAACCCACUUAUAACUUUUGUCUCGCAUGGGUCGGAUACAUCACCGUCAUCAACGGAACUCUACAAGUUUUCAUCGCUGAUAUCGUCCUUAUAAUUCGACUUGGGGCAAUAUAUGGUCGAAAGAAGCGCAUUGUAGUGCCCGUGAUAGUCUUGUACAUUCUCACCGUGGCCGCCAGCUCGACGGUGUUGGGAAUCCAGGCACAUCGUGCGACAGGGACUAACGAGCCGGUGCCUGGCUUCUUUCUCUGUUCCUUGACUAGUAAAUUGAAUAUCUUGUAUGCUUAUUGGGUUCCCAUAGCCGUUUUCGAAUCAAUAAUGUUCCUCCUUGCUGCAUACAGAGUAAUAUCAGAUUUCAAUGUGCCUAAAAUGGAGAGCGCGUAUGGGCCUCGGUCUUUACUUUCCAUUGUCGUCCGUGAUUCGUUGUGGUACUUCGUAGUUGUCCUUACAACUGGCCUCGCUAAUGCGCUGGAAUACCGUUUUGCCUCUCCGGGGAAAUACAACGUUCUUCAUGGUCCAACAUCAGCGGCGUUAUCGAUCUCUAUGUCUCGUGUGAUCUUAAAUCUGCGCAAAACGGGGCGGCAGGAAAAUCCUCUCCCAACCUUGCAGUUGUCUGUCUUGCGUUUCCAGGCAGGUCGUACUCGGGGAACUACUAUAGACACAGGAGAUGAUGGGAUGACCACGACUCAGGCAGAUUGACCAAUGGCAGAGUACAAUACCUUUCUCGAAUGAUGUAAUUUUCAUGUCAAGCUAUGACGUCUAAUAUGUUUGUAUUUUGACCUUCCUAUGAUCCUGAAUGUCGAUCCACAGAUUGAUGGACGAACGUAUGGACAAUCUGC
Messenger RNA from Guyanagaster necrorhizus, 1258 nucleotides. RefSeq lists its product as uncharacterized. The record is from RefSeq and is a predicted model, not a curated record. NCBI's taxonomy places the organism in Eukaryota, Fungi, Basidiomycota, Agaricomycetes, Agaricales, Physalacriaceae. The transcript is spliced from 13 exons. The coding region runs from base 171 to 1118 and encodes 315 amino acids.